Messenger RNA from Rotaria socialis, 615 nucleotides. The record is from the annotation of a GenBank genome assembly. NCBI's taxonomy places the organism in Eukaryota, Metazoa, Rotifera, Eurotatoria, Philodinida, Philodinidae.
AUGACCAUGAUCUUCUCUUUAAUUUUUCUAGUUGUUACUCUCAAUAUUCCAGCCAAUGCAAAAUGGACACAGAAUGGAAUGAUUGUUGCUGGUGGUCACAGAUCAGAUAGAGUUGUCGCUGAUACGUACAAUCAUCGCAUUAUCCAGUGGAAGAUUGAUGAUACGAACGGACAAGUUAUUGCUGGUGGCAAUGGUCAAGGAAAUCGAUUAAAUCAAUUGGACCAGCCAACUGACGUGUUACUCGAUAAAUACACAGAUAGUCUCAUUAUUUGUGAUCCGGGUAAUCGACGUGUCGUACAGUGGCCUCGCCGUACUGGCACAACACAAGGUAAAAUUCUCAUCGACAAUAUCGCAUGUUGGGGAUUGACUAUGUAUGAUCAUAAAUAUUUUUACAUGUCUGAUACUGAAAACAAUGCAGUAAUACGAUAUCAAAUAGGAAAUAAGAAUAGAACGAUUCGGACUAGUGAGCGGGGUGCUAGUCUCAAUCAACUUAACUUUCCGACGUAUCCUUUUGUCAAUCAAGAACAGACUGUUUACGUUUCAGACAACGGAAAUCAUCCUGUAAAUAAAUGGACAAUAUAUGCAAAAGAAGGCAUUAUUGUUGCUGGAAUUUAA